Messenger RNA from Cryptococcus wingfieldii CBS 7118, 747 nucleotides. Its product is annotated as cysteine and glycine-rich protein. The record is from RefSeq and is a predicted model, not a curated record. The transcript has 5 exons. Bases 1 to 747 code for a protein of 248 amino acids. NCBI's taxonomy places the organism in Eukaryota, Fungi, Basidiomycota, Tremellomycetes, Tremellales, Cryptococcaceae.
AUGAUGCUCGGAGGCGCACCCAAGUGUGAAGGAUGCAGCAAGACGGCGUAUCAUGCUGAGCAGGUCAUGGGUCCUGGUCGCAAGAUAUAUCAUAAAUUGUGUUUGAAGUGUCUGAAUUGUGGAAAGAGGUUGGACCCUGGAGGAUUAGUGGAGCAUGAUUCUCAGCCGUAUUGCUCUCGAUGCCAUGUCGUCCUAUUCGGUACAAGAGAUCUUCGCCAUGCCAACCACCUCCCCUCCGUACCCAACACCCCUCCCAAACCUCCUCCCACCGAGACCUCAACCCCAUCAUACCACCGCCCCGCCGGCUCCCUCUCUUCCGCCCGCCCCCUCCCUCCUCCCACAACAGACUUUUACGUCCCCCCCACCGCCCAAUCGCUUCCGCCAGAAUCAGCCACCCCCACAGACCCUUCAACGCCGAUCACCAGACCAAACUUUAGAGAUCAAAGGCCGAUAAGUAUACCUUAUGCGGGAGGGGCGAGGGCGCUGGAUGAUAGGGGGUUGCUGAAGAAGGGCUCGAGCCCGAGGACGAAAGUUGGUAUCAGCGUUGCUGGGGAUGAUCUUUGUGGGGGGUGUGAGAAGAGGGUUUAUGCUGCUGAGCAGGUGAUUUCGGUGGGCCACAAGUGGCAUAGGUGGUGUUUGAAAUGUAACAAGUGUAAUACGACACUAGCCCCGGCAAAGGUGUCGGAUAGAGAUGGUACGCCGCACUGCAAGAACUGCUAUGCUAAAGUGAGAGUCACCGAUGCCUAA